This is a messenger RNA of Pezoporus occidentalis (night parrot), 1873 nucleotides long. RefSeq names its product NK2 homeobox 3 (gene NKX2-3). The transcript has 2 exons. Gene Ontology annotation, molecular function: DNA-binding transcription factor activity, RNA polymerase II-specific; RNA polymerase II cis-regulatory region sequence-specific DNA binding. Gene Ontology annotation, biological process: regulation of transcription by RNA polymerase II; cell differentiation. The record is from RefSeq and is a predicted model, not a curated record. Bases 471 to 1454 code for a protein of 327 amino acids. Gene Ontology annotation, cellular component: nucleus. Lineage: Eukaryota; Metazoa; Chordata; Aves; Psittaciformes; Psittacidae.
GGGGAGCGGCAGUGUCUUCCGCAGCUCUCUGCGGGGACCCCGGCCCCGGCGCACCGUUACCGCGCCCGAGGGGGGGGUGCCGGGCGGGCGAGGCGCUCAGGGGGGAAGCGGCCGCACCGAGAGCAGCCUUAAUACAUUGCUAUUUCUGGCCGGGCGGCCAGAGCCGGGCAGGGGGCCGGCUCUGCCUCCCCCUCCCUCCAAUGGCGAGGCCGCCCCCGGCCCCUCCUCGCCGUGACGUGCCGGCCCGGGGCAGAGGAGGCUCCCGAGCCCUUGGCUGUCCCUGCAGAAGCUGUAACAAAACGCAGACCCCCAGCGCCGGGCUAAUGGAGGCAACUUAGACAGGAGCAGGCGCGGCCCCUCGUCUCUCGGCGCUGCCUGCUCCCCCCAGCACCGGGAGCGGCGCUCCCCGCCGAGCCACCGCCCGGGCGCCGCUGGGCUCGCGGGACUGCCUGGCUGCUUGUGCUGCCCCAAUGAUGUUACCGAGCCCCGUCACCUCCACCCCCUUCUCUGUCAAAGAUAUCCUCAACCUGGAGCAGCAGCAGGACCCGCACUAUGGGGCCCAGCUCCCGCACCACCUGGAGCACCACUUCCACCCCGCCGCCUGCCUGCUGGCGGCCGCCGACGGCGCCCGCUUCUCCGACGGCGAGGAGGAAGAGGAGGAGGAGAAGCUGUCCUACCUGAGUUCCAUGGCAGCUCCCGGCAGCCAGACGGACGCGCGGAUCUCCGCCGAUAACUACGUGCACGCCGUGCUGCGCGGCUCCUGCGAGGGCCCCGGCCCAGGAGACGAGCUGGACCCCGCGGCCCGCACCCCAAAGAGCUGCGUCCUGAAGAAGCCGCUGGAUGCAGCGGAGAAAGCGGAGGAGGCGGAGAGGCCGAAGCAGCGGAGCCGAAGGAAGCCGCGCGUCCUCUUCUCCCAGGCUCAGGUCUUCGAGCUGGAGCGGCGGUUCAAGCAGCAGCGUUACCUGUCGGCACCCGAGCGGGAGCACCUGGCCAGCAGCCUUAAGCUCACUUCCACACAGGUGAAGAUCUGGUUCCAGAACCGGCGCUACAAGUGCAAGCGGCAGCGGCAGGACAAGUCGCUGGAGUUGGGCGGCCCCACGGCCCCGCCGCCGCCGCGGAGGGUGGCCGUGCCCGUGCUGGUCCGCGACGGCAAACCGUGCCUCGGCGGGUCGCAGGGCUACAGCUCGGCAUACAACGGGCCCUACUCCUACAACGGCUUCCCCGCCUACGGCUACGGCAACGCCGCUUCCUACAACUCCGGCUACGGCUGCACCUACCCGGCGGGCACCGGCGGCGCUUCCAUGCAAGCCACCUGCAGCCCGGCGGCGGCCGCCGGGCCCUUCGUGAACGUGGGCAGCCUGGGGGGCUUCGGCGGUGGCGGCCAGCCGCUGCACCAGGCGGCGGCGGGGCCCUCCUGCAGCCAGGGCGCACUGCAGGGCAUCCGGGCCUGGUAGCCCGCACGCACUGAGGGCCGGGACCGGACCGGCAGGACGGCCCAGCGGCUCCAGGGCCCCGUUAUCAUCCGCACCGCAGCCCGGCUGGUUGCCGCGCAAUGCGCGCCCUGGAACGGAGGCGGCGGCGGGACGGCGCGGCGAGGACCCCGGCACUCCCGCGGGUCGCGGUGCGGGACAGGCAGCGCGCGGAGCGGCGCGGCAGGACGGGGCUGCCCGAGCUCGCAGCGAAGAGCCGCCGACCCGCGGAGCCGCCGCGACGGCCGGGCGGACAGGGGCCGAUCGCGCCGCGCCCGCGGAGCAGCUUUGCUUGUAAAAAGCCGACGGCGGGGCCCGGGGGUGCCGCGGCCCCUCUAUCUACUCUGUAUCGGUUACUGCCAGCGCCAGCUCGCCGAGUCAGUCAAUAAACCAGGUGCAAUAUC